Messenger RNA from Dermatophagoides pteronyssinus (European house dust mite), 2173 nucleotides. Its product is annotated as protein GDAP2 homolog. The record is from RefSeq and is a predicted model, not a curated record. Lineage: Eukaryota; Metazoa; Arthropoda; Arachnida; Sarcoptiformes; Pyroglyphidae.
UUGUCAUUGGGAUUUUUUGUUUGUCGUUUUGUUUUGUUUCAAUAUAGUACGGAAUCACUGCUUUUUUCUCUGUUGAUUGAAAAGCUGGCUGUCCUGAAUGACUGAUUCAUUAUGAUAUAUAAAUACGAUAAAUAUAAUUGGAAAUCGAUGUCAGUCUCGUUUUUUGAAUGUUGCUUUCAUAUUUAUUUUUCUUUUAAAAAUUUUUGAAAUUUGUUUUUUUUUUGCGAACCGUUAUUUCAAAAAAUGGCUACAUCAUUUAUUGAUUUAGAAUCAUCAACUUCGACAACAACAACGACGACAACUAUUGGUCAUAGUAAUUGUCAUUGUCGAUUACCAUUGUCGAUGCUAACACCUUGGUCACAGGAUUUUAUUCAAUCAGAAAUCAAUGAUCAACAAUGUUUGAUCCAAAAUAUUGAUCAAUCAACAAAAUCGUCGUUGAAAGUUGUUACAUUCAAAAUGAAUGAACAUUUAAAUUCAAAAAUCAUUCUCUGGAAUGGUUGUUCAAGUUCAAUGUUACGAUUAAAAGUGGAUGCUAUUGUUCAUCCAACAAAUGAACGUUUUGAACGUAAUUCAAAUCCAUUAACAAAUGCAUUGUACAAACAUGCCGGUCCAGAACUUCGUAAAACUCUUUAUAAUAAACUAAAAUAUUGUCCGAUUGGAUCUAUUAAAAUAACCAAAGGAUAUUCAAUUGCUGCCAAUUAUAUAAUUCAUACGGCUAGUCCUCAUUAUAAAUGCAAAUAUCAUACAGCAUCUGAAACUGCUUUAUUCAAUUGUUAUCUACACGUACUACAAGCUGCUAAACAUUAUAAUAUUCGUAUAUUAGCUAUUGGUAAUCUAGCAUUAAUGGAACAUCAUUAUCCAGAAUUGGAUGGCAUUCAUCUUGGUAUACGUGUUAUACGAAGAUUUAUGGAAUCAUAUCCGGAUGCAUUCGAUACAAUAAUAUUGUGUAUGCAAAAUGAACAUGAAUAUGAUCUUUAUCGAUCGGUUUUGAAAUUAUAUUUUUCACGUAAUCAACAAGAAGAACAAAUGCAAUCAUCACUAUUACCAACUAAUAAUGGUGGCCCAAUGGGUGAACCAAUCAUACCGGAACGAGCAAUACGUAUUCAAGAAAAUCCAAUAAAAAGUUUACAAGAAAUUAAUGAUUCUGGAUUAGAUGAUAGUGGAGAUGAUCUUGGUGGCUUUUCAUAUUCAUCAAGCUAUUCAACUGAUGCUAAUGGUCAAGGUACUGGAAGUGAGAUCAAUAUCGAUGAAUGUCGUGAACGUUUAAUCGAAUUGAAAUAUCAACAGGAAUUUGAUCAUUCACCAUCAUCAUCUACAUCACCAAUGAAACGUUCAUCAUCAUAUGUUACAUCAUUAUUUCAUGCAGGUAAUCAUCAUUCACAAGAACAUUAUAGUUCAAUGGAAAGCAUGACUUGUCCAUCAUCGCCUUCAUUUGCACGCAAACAACAUUAUUAUCAUUCAUCAACAGCCACACAAAGUCUGCACAAUUUUGAUGAUUAUGAUCAACAGGAUCAACUAAUGCUUAUCGAACAUAAACGACAAUUGAAAUUUGAACGAUUAUUGCGUAAGAUACGGCGACAAGAAAAAGAAUUGUCGGAAACGAUUCGUGAUAAGCUACAAGAAUGUAUUUAUAUCUCUACAAUUACUACAGAUGGCGGUGAUAAAGAUUCUGUUCUUAUUAUAAUCGGUCGAGAAUUGGCUAAUCUUUAUCAUAACGAAUUGGACGGUCAUUUUGAUCAAAUUAUUGUUCAUUUUGUAAAGAUGUUGGAUAAAAUUUGUCAUCAAGGAAGAAAAUUUUCUGUUGUUUAUUUUCAUACAAUGGUCGAUAAUAUUGAAUCAAAUGUCAAUGUAAAUGAUCGACCACCAAAAACACAAUUAAUAUCACGUUUAUAUGAAUUUAUAUCAUAUCAACAUCAGAAUUUAUUGAAAUCAUUUUACGUAAUACAUCCAUCCGUAUUCAAUCGGCUUUAUGUUUGGUGGCUAAAAACAUUUCAUUGUAAAUUCCUAAAGAAUAAAGUACAAUUCAUACAACGAUUACAACAGCUUCAAGGUCAUAUUAAUCGUAAACAUUUUGAACAGCUACCAUCAUUUAUUAUGGAAUUUGAAAAUAAAUCCAAAUCAACAAUCGUAACUAAUACCGAUUGAAUUAUACGCUAUCGAUUUUUAGUAAUAU